Molecule: messenger RNA, 713 nt
Organism: Humulus lupulus (European hop)
Lineage: Eukaryota; Viridiplantae; Streptophyta; Magnoliopsida; Rosales; Cannabaceae
Product: disease resistance-like protein DSC1
Exons: 3
Coding region: 48-713 (221 amino acids)
Source: RefSeq, a predicted model, not a curated record
CAAUAUAAAUUGUCCUGCAAAUUGUAGUAGAGCAAAGUAGACUAAACAUGAUCUUAGAGAGAGCCAUCAAGAAGAAGUGUCACCCAUUCAUCCUUCUCAUUAUCUGGGACACUGAAAAAGUAAGAAACCAGAGCAUUAUCUUGCAUAAUCAUGCGAGCUACCUUAUGACGUUGAGCUGUGGUCAAAUUAUAACAGCUGAGCCAAUGGAGUGUUUGAAGGAUCUCUCUUUAGAUGGAACAGGGAUUAUCAAGUUGCAUUCAUCAAUUGAGAAACUAAUUGGGCUUCGUUGGCUAUUUUUAAGGGACUGCAAGAAUCUUGAGUUUGUUCCAAACAACAUUUUCAAUAUGAGUGGCCUUGAAUGGCUAAGCCUUUCUAAAUGUUCAAAACUAGAAAGUUUACCAGCUGUGUCCUCAGUUGGUUUUCAUUUUAAGAUUGAAAUAAAUCUUAGUCAUAACAGCUUAUUGAAAUUAUCUGAUUGGAUCUACGGUUUAUCUUCCAUACCAAUGCUAGAUUCAUGUGGAUCAAUGAGUGACAUGAGACCUGUCAAUUUCUUAGGCUUUGCCUUUUGCAUUGUUGUUGAGUUUGAGCACUAUUGUUUUGAUCUUAACCGUUUGAAUUGUCGCUACGAAUACGUUUCAAAACCGGCAAUGGCGAAAGCCGUAGAUGGAGUUGGAGCUCUCAGAGGCUACAAAAGGCUAAAGGGGAUGAAUUAG